Messenger RNA from Botrytis byssoidea, 1410 nucleotides. RefSeq lists its product as uncharacterized. Bases 1 to 1410 code for a protein of 469 amino acids. Lineage: Eukaryota; Fungi; Ascomycota; Leotiomycetes; Helotiales; Sclerotiniaceae. The transcript is spliced from 2 exons. The record is from RefSeq and is a predicted model, not a curated record. Gene Ontology annotation, molecular function: tRNA-guanosine(34) queuine transglycosylase activity.
AUGUCCACUAUCAAUAUGGCUCCCAAGAACCCUACGAGGCUCGGAUUUCAGAUUUUGAAUACUUUGGAUCACAAUGCCUCUGGACCAAGGCUCGGAAGAAUCACUCUGGAAGGACGGAAAGAUUUGGAAACCCCGGAUUUCCUCGCCAUUACAUCUAGAGGCGUCAUACCUCAUAUGACGCCAGAUGUAAUUGCAGCACAUGCAAAAGUACCGGGUGUCCAUUUCGCAUUGGAAGAUUUCAUAGAAAAGAGCAAUAAAACAACCAUAUCUCCCAUCUUGAAUUGCCCUGGAGCAGAACCACCUCUUCAUGCUUUUACAGCCUUGUCCAGAUCUACCAUAUCUCUUUUGGCACCAAGACGGACACCCGCUGUUACAGCCCCCAACGGCAACAGUAACACAGCCAUUUCUGUAUUUACAUCCACAGGAUUUCAACCUCUUUCUAACAAAUCCUACAUCGAUUCAAUCGCAACUUUACGCCCGGAUAUCGCCAUUGGGCUCGCGGAUGUUCCCUAUAGCACUAUAGCAGGAGCCAAACGUACCGCCAAAAUGGGCGAUAGAAGUGGGCAGUGGCUGGCCCAGCUCUUGGCUGACAAAGUCAAGGAACAACCCGUUUUUGCACCAGUAUUACCCAUCGAUUAUCAAAGCCAGUGGGAGUACAUAAAUUAUAUUUCUGACGAACUGGUCGAUGAGGUGUCUGGUUUAGCUUUCUAUGAUUCAAACUUACUCCCAGAAAUUCCAGAGACUACAGCCAUGUCUUUACUCCCUCGACUCUCCUUGGAUGAGCCAUCAUCUCCUCAUCAUGUACUUCGUCAAAUCUCACUCGGAAUGGACAUUUUCACCAUACCUUUCAUCAACUUUGCCACAGAUGCAGGGAUCGCAUUAACGUUUGAAUUCCCAUCUUCCGCCAACUCUCAAUCUCCAAACGAGAGCAGUUCAGUCCUUCCUCUGGGUAUUGAUAUGUGGACUGCAGCUCAUGCUACUUCCUUACUUCCCCUUUCUGAAUCUUGCAAAUGCUAUGCAUGCACUUCCCACCACCGAGCAUUCAUCCAGCAUUUACUUUCAGCCAAAGAAAUGCUUGGAUGGGUCUUACUCCAAGUUCACAACCAUUAUGUUCUUUCGGAAUUCUUUACAUCAAUACGAAAGAGUAUUAAAGAAGGCACAUUUGAGAAAGGCUGCGAAGAGUUUGCCAGGAAAUACGAUAGUGAGCUACCAGAGAAGAGUGGACAAGGACCAAGAAUGAGAGGAUAUCAGUAUAAAAGUGAGGGGGCAGGGGAGCGGAAGAAGAACAAAGCUGCCUGGAACAACCUGGGAUCCGACUCAAAAGCCACCGGCUCAGAAGUUGCGCUGGUGCCGGAUGAGAGCUCGAAAGAGCUUGAAGAAAAAGGAUUCGCGGAAAAAUUAGAGAAUUAG